Salvia splendens (bonfire salvia) is the source of this 1732-nucleotide messenger RNA. Its product is annotated as galactan beta-1,4-galactosyltransferase GALS1. The coding region runs from base 98 to 1501 and encodes 467 amino acids. Gene Ontology annotation, cellular component: cytoplasm. The record is from RefSeq and is a predicted model, not a curated record. Gene Ontology annotation, molecular function: glycosyltransferase activity. Lineage: Eukaryota; Viridiplantae; Streptophyta; Magnoliopsida; Lamiales; Lamiaceae. The transcript has 2 exons.
AUUCAUUACAUUACAGAUAAUCACAUUCAGUCGCAACGCAAAGCUACUGUCGGUCUAGCUUUCUCGGUGGUCAAUAUCAAACAACACUCCUGUUUCAAUGAAGAAGGACGGAGCUCUGCCUCCCCUCGCCACCGCCAAGAUCUUCCUCUGCUUCGAGACCAAGUCCUUCCUAGCCACAUUGUUGGGCCUCACUCUCGUCGUCGUGGUGUGGAAUCUCCAGCCCUACCACGACAACAUCCUCUCCACCACCGGCUGCGCGGCUGCGUCUCCGCCGAUAAGAUCCUCCCCUCUAUUGGAUCCCAACAAGCGCACAUUCGAAGCUUACGGCAGCGCGGCGGCUCUCUUCGUCCAAAUGGGCGCGUACCGCGGUGGCCCGGCCACGUUCGCGGUGGUUGGGCUGGCGUCGAAGCCCACGCACGUGUUCGGCAAGCCCUGGUACAAAUGCGAGUGGGUACCCAACAACGGCAACGCCUCAAUUCGAGCCAAGGCGUAUAAAAUGCUUCCUGAUUGGGGCUACGGUCGAGCCUACACGGUCGUCGUCGUCAAUUGCACAUUCGCGCAAAACCCAAACGCCGACAACAGCGGCGGCAAGCUCAUGAUCUACGCCUACUACGGCGAGUCCCCGCGGCGGUACGAGAAGUUCACCGCGCUGGAGGAGGCGGCGGGAGGCUACGACGAGUCGGAUUACAAACCGCCGUAUAAGUACGAUUACCUGUACUGCGGUUCGUCGUUGUACGGGAACCUGAACGCGAGCAGAAUGCGGGAGUGGAUGGCGUACCACGCGUGGUUCUUCGGAGCGAAAUCGCAUUUCGUGUUACACGACGCCGGCGGGGUGUCGGCGGCGGUGAAGGCGGUGCUGGAGCCUUGGAUUAGGGCGGGGAGGGUGACGCUGCAGGAUAUUAGGGCCCAGGCGGAGUACGACGGUUACUACUACAACCAGUUUUUGGUAGUGAACGAUUGCCUCCACCGCCACCGCUACGCCGCCAACUGGACUUUCUAUUUCGAUGUUGACGAGUAUAUUCAUCUCCCCGACGGCACCGCUCUGGAGUCGGUGUUGAAGGAUUUCUCCAAUAACACACAGUUCACCAUUGAGCAGAAUGCAAUGUCCAGUUCACUCUGCUUAAACGAUCCAUCUCGAGACUAUUCAAGGGAAUGGGGGUUCGAGAAGCUUCAAUUCAGAGACUCGAGAAGCAGAAUAAGGCGAGAUCGGAAAUACGCGAUUCAAGCUAAAAACGCCUACGCCACCGGCGUCCACAUGUCGGAGAAUGUGGCCGGCGGGACUCUCCACAAAACAGAGAGCAGAAUCCGGUACUACCACUACCACAACACCAUCACCGUCCACGAGGAGCUCUGCCGCAACCUCCUCCAGGCCUCCGCCGCCAAUGCCACCACCUGGCUCGACAAGAUCCCUUAUGUAUACGACGAUAGCAUGAAAAACUUAGCCCCCACAAUCAAGGAGUUCGAGCGGAACACCAUCGGCCGACCACGACCACGAUACUAAUUACUAAUCCACUAGUAAAUUCUUUUUUUAAAACUAUUUAAAACUAUUCUUUAUCCUCCAUUCCAACUCCAAAAGUUUAUGAUUGCACCGACGACACAAUCAUCCAAUCUGUCAAACGGUGAAAUUCUAAGCGACGCGUGGCACUAUAGCAUCUUAGGUCAAAUUGUACUGCAUUUAGGUUUACAACAAUUAUUAAGUUUUUAUAUCUAUAUAAAUAUUUCUUGUGUGGUA